Limulus polyphemus (Atlantic horseshoe crab) is the source of this 2728-nucleotide messenger RNA. It is a transcript of the gene frj, whose product is annotated as lysophospholipid acyltransferase 7-like. The coding region runs from base 152 to 1369 and encodes 405 amino acids. The record is from RefSeq and is a predicted model, not a curated record. Gene Ontology annotation, biological process: phosphatidylinositol biosynthetic process; lipid modification. The transcript is spliced from 8 exons. Lineage: Eukaryota; Metazoa; Arthropoda; Merostomata; Xiphosura; Limulidae. Gene Ontology annotation, molecular function: lysophospholipid acyltransferase activity. Gene Ontology annotation, cellular component: membrane; mitochondria-associated endoplasmic reticulum membrane contact site.
UGUAAUAAACGUCCGCAGAUGUUGGGAUUGGGGGAUGGUGUAUGAUGAGAAAUGAAAUUGAACAGCACACACAUCCAUCUCCUGUUCUGUUAAAACUUUUAAUUGAAAAGCACCUUUGAUUACUCAUUCAUCAUCAAGCAAAUGUGUCAAAAUGAAUUUUGAUGAUAUUAUCUACGUUUUCUUCCUUCUUACUUCAAUUGGCAUAGGACAGUACAUUCGGCACAUUCCUGGUCAGUUACAAAGACAAUAUGUCUGUACUGGUGUUGGAGUGCUGCUCGUUUUUCUGGUGUCCAGACUUCAUAUAGUCCAUCCUUUAAUCCUAACCUGCUUGAAUGGCUUAAUUGUUUUGCAUGUAAACAAAAAGUACUGCCAUAUCAUCAGCUUCCUAUUUUGUUUUGGUUACCUGGCCUUUUUUCGAUGGACCUCCCAGUAUUAUAUGGUGGGCGUUGCCUUUGAAGUUCACCAGAGUUACAGAUUUAAGCAAGAAGGAUAUCCAGAUAAAAACGUUGAUUUUAAAACCGAGCAUCAUGUCAUCCAUCCAUCAUUUCUUGAUGUUUUUCAGUACUCCUUCUGUUAUGCUGGAGUUCUCAUUGGUCCGUAUUACAAGUAUAAGACUUACAUCGACAUGUUUUCUGUCCCUUACGCACCAUAUUUACCUUGCUUCAAGAUAUUGAAACACAGAAUUUGCUUUAUACCUCUUUACAUUGGGAUGUUUUUAUUGUCUGACUACAUUUUUCCAUUGGAGUGGUCAUGUAACUGUAUGAAUAAUAUAGGUCAAAAUCCUACUACUGCUAAAAAGAAAGAAAGACAGGAGUUAACUCUCCAAAUUCUAGGGAUACAUAAAGAUAACCAAGAAGCUUGGAGUGAAACAGAAUACAACUUCCAGACUGUUCAUAAUAUUGAUGAGUUUGGUAGUGAGUUCCUUCCAACAAUCAGGGAAGGGAUCCGUUCUUGGAAUCGAACAGUGCAGUACUGGUUAGUUAUGUUUGUGUAUAAACAAGUGCCAUUUACAAAACCAGUUAGGAUGCUAGUGACCAUGUUGGUCAGUUCUUUUUGGCAUGGAAUCUACCCUGGAUACUACUUGUGUUUGUUAAGUGCACCUUUAUUUCUGUUAGCUGAGGCUGAGAUGGAAACAUUGUUUAAAAAAAAAGCAUCCCCACUAGGAAAGCAGGUGUUCGAUUGGAUUUGGUGGGUCAUAAAAAUGCAAGCCUUUGCAUAUAUGGGGAUGGCUUUUCUUCUGUUGCGAGUAGAUAAAACUCUUCAUUACUGGUGGUCCAUUUAUUUUGUUGGACAUGUUUUUGUUCUGGCUAUUUUCACUGGAACGCUUUUGUUGAAGCAUCUAUGCAACACUAAACUUAAGAAAAGCUGACCGACAAAUAGAUCAUGACAUAAGAUUUCUACUUGUUGCAUCUUUUUUUUUUUCUUAUCAAUGAAUUCAAGAGUUUUUAGCACAAACGUUUUGUUGCUAGUAUGUUUAGAGUGUUGUUUCAUGUAACAAAACGUUUCAGUUUCUUUAUUAUUCAUUUUUAUUGGGAUUGACAUAAAUUGUAUAGAUCGAUAAUGAUGAAAUUCGUACUAAACACAAGAAUCACCGACUGACGUAAAAUAUUUUUUAUUUCCAUUUACUAAAGGUUAAAGGCUAAUAAGAACAACUCAGUGGCUAGAGUGCCAAAACUGUGUAACUGAGUUUUGGUAGUUCACUUCCUAUUACAACAAAUUCCAAAACAAGUUGUGCUUUAUACUUUGGGAACGUGCAUGCUUAUAAAAGUGAUAGUCAGAACUAACUGUAUGGUCUAUCACUUCAACAUUUGUGAUGGCUGGUGCAGAUAACCCUCUUGCAGAUUUAUGUAGAAUUAAAUAAACCAAAGUAACUAACUAAAAGUUACUCUUUUCUCUGAAUUCUAAGGUAAGGUUUUAAAAAUAACUUUUGUGAACAUACAAUGUCACAGGAUGAAUACAUUUUUUUUAUCUAGCUCAAUUUUUUAUAGGAAAAGUAUAUAUAUAUAUUUUACAUCCAGAUGUACGAAUCAUGUUAUUUUGCUAUUUUUCUCCACUAGUGUUUAAAAUGUUUGACUUAAUAUUACAGUUAAAGUUUCAAUAAUGAUGUUUUACAAUAGCUUGUAGAUUUUACUUGCUAAUUGCCACAAAGUUUUAUCGUCCCGAGGAAGUUACUUCUAUGCUAAAGCUCUUCGGUAUUAACAGUCUUUUUUUUUUCCCCCUUUAAACAUAAUUGUCUUGAACUGAAAAAAAUGUUUGAGUAAGAUAAUAUUCCUGUUUAUCUUACUAUUAUUUUUUUAGAUGUUUGUGUACUUAAAAUAACAAUCGAAAUUACACACCACCUUACUUUUAUCCACAUUUGUUUGGAAUACAAAUAUUCGUCCAAAACUUCAGAUUUUUUUUCACACUUCAGUGUUGUUUCAGUAGCAAUGCUACUUUCUAUUGAACAAAGUUAAUGUUAAAAACAAGAUUGUUAGAAUUGUAAUUUAGAGUAAAUUCAUCCACAUUUUGUUAUUUUUAAUUCAUGAGUUUUUGGCCACAAUCCAGAUGAGCUUUAAUGUACAAGGGUCAAAUUUGGCCACAAUACAGAUGAGCUUUAAUGUACCAGGGUCCAAUUUGGCCACAAUACAGAUGAGCUUUAAUGUACCAGGGUCAAAUUUGGCCACAAUACAGAUGAGCUUUAAUAUACCAGGGUCAAAUUUGGUCACAAUACAGAUGAGCUUUAAUGUAU